Molecule: messenger RNA, 1438 nt
Organism: Caretta caretta (loggerhead turtle)
Lineage: Eukaryota; Metazoa; Chordata; Testudines; Cheloniidae
Product: ficolin-2-like
Biological process (GO): complement activation, lectin pathway
Molecular function (GO): carbohydrate derivative binding; signaling receptor binding; antigen binding
Source: RefSeq, a predicted model, not a curated record
UUAAAGACACAGCUGAAUAGAUUCAAUUAAGAAUCUUCCUCUCUUCCUAGUGAUAACGGUAAACCAGGAAAAUGAGAUGCUAAAGAAGUAGUAGCCCAAUUGCUAUCAGUAGUAAAGCAGUGGCAAGAGGUCAUAUAAUGAGAGGCAACAAACUGAAGCAGUGAGACAAGAGACAGGCAUUUCUUCACAGGAGCCAGGCAGCAAACCUUGCCUCCCUUCUCCCAGGCGGUAGAGGUGAACCUAUCUGAAUGCACGUCUGGACUCUGGGACUUUGCUAACCUCUGACAACAAACUUAUGCCAACAAACUAGCCCAGCACCAGACAUGGGGAGAGCUGCACAGCAAACCCUCACUGCUUUACUCUGCAUAACAGCAGCGGUUUGCGUGGAUGAGGACAGCUGCCCAGAGGUGAGGAUAGUAGGUCUCAGUGGUUCUGACAAACUUGCUGUUCUCCAAGGAUGCCCUGGGAUGGCUGGAGCCUCAGGACCCAAAGGAGAACCUGGAUCUGCAGGAAUGAAAGGAGAGAGAGGUGCUGAGGGGUUCCGUGGAAAGGCAGGACCAGCUGGGGAGAAAGGAGAAAGGGGAGCUCCUGGGGAGGUGGGACCAGCUGGGCCACCAGGCAAAGGAGAGAAAGGUGAUGCCGGCCCCUCUGGACUAAAAGGAGAAAAAGGAAUCCCUGAGACAACAGCAUUUGAUGUGAGGCAGCUGGACAAUAUCCAGUGUAAGAAAGGUGCAAAGGAUUGCAAGGAGCUGUUAGCCAGAGGGCACGUUAUGAGCGGCUGGUACACCAUCUACCCCAAAGGCUGUGCUGCCAUGACCGUGCUGUGUGACAUGGACACAGAUGGUGGGGGAUGGCUUGUUUUCCAGAGACGGGUGGAUGGGUCAGUGGAUUUUCAUCGUAACUGGGCUUCCUACAAGAGAGGUUUUGGCAACCAGCUGACAGAAUUUUGGUUGGGAAAUGACAAUAUUCACCUGCUGACAUCACUUGGAAAUAACGAGCUGCGCAUUGACCUCGGAGACUUCGAAAACAAGAAAUAUUUUGCCAAGUACAAGUCAUUCAACAUUUUGGGAGAAUCUGAGCAAUACAAACUGAUUCUAGGGGACAUGGUGGCAGGUGAUGCAGGGGAUUCAUUAACCUACCAGAAGAACAGUAAGUUUUCAACCCCAGACCAUGACAAUGAUCUGGAUUCGGGUAGCUGUGCAAAAACCUUCCAAGGAGCCUGGUGGUUCAAUAGCUGCCAUUACUCCCACCUGAAUGGGAUGUAUUUACGAGGAGCCCAUAAUCGUCCUGGUCAUGGUGUGCUCUGGAACAAGGGUAUUGGGAACGAAUAUUCCUACAAGUUCUCCGAAAUGAAAUUCAGGACUCUUCCCUAGUGUGAGGUAGGGGCUGUGCACCCUCCCCUCCCAGGUGUAUUUUGUGGUGAGCACCGGCUUCCUAU